AUGGCUCCAAAAAAGACAAGUUCCCGCGCCACAGACAAAAGUAAAAAUGAGGACGAUGAAGAACAUAGCAGUGAGAACAGCAAUGACGAAUGUGAAGGUGAAACUUCGAAAGCGUCUGACCCAAAAGAUGGCGAAGAAAGUGAGGGAGAAUCGAGUGAUGCCAGUGAUGAACAAGAAGAGAAUAGUGAUACGAGUGGUGAUGAAGGAGAGGCGGAGCCGAUUGUGCUAAAUGUGACACAACGCGCGAAACGAGUGACUGCGGGUAACAAAAUGGCGGCUCUUUUGGCAUCCGCUGAUCAGGAAGACGAGUUUUACAAGACCGCUUAUGGAGGCUUCGAAGAGAAUGACGAGGUCGACAGAGAAUUCAAGUCACCGGUUCACUCUGAUGAUGAUGAGGUUGACUCGGAUUUCGAUAAGGAAGAAGAGGAUGACGAGCCGGUUAGCGGAGGAGAAGACGAUGGAAAACCGAGGAGAAAGAAGAAGAAGUUUAAUGAACCAAGACGAGGUAUGACUGCCGACGAUAUUCUGGCGAAGAACAAGAAAUGGGCGAUGGCACGAUUGGCUGGUAAUAUGGUGGCGGCGAAUACGGUGGAUGAUAAAACACAGAUGGCGAUGUUGAAGGAGGCGGAGAAGACGGAGAAAAUGAAUAUUGAGUCGUUGAAAAAAUACGAGGAAUUCGAGCUGGAAAGGAAGCGAAAACGUGAGAAGAACACCGUUCGCGUCUUCCCUCCAGGACCCAGAGAGCAGAUCAAAAUGACUGCCGGUGGAACGACUGUUACAGUAUCAGAAGUCAAGAAUUUCUUCUAUUUCUAA
Messenger RNA from Caenorhabditis remanei, 813 nucleotides. RefSeq lists its product as uncharacterized. Gene Ontology annotation, molecular function: ATP-dependent H2AZ histone chaperone activity. NCBI's taxonomy places the organism in Eukaryota, Metazoa, Nematoda, Chromadorea, Rhabditida, Rhabditidae. Gene Ontology annotation, biological process: regulation of DNA-templated transcription; chromatin remodeling. Gene Ontology annotation, cellular component: nucleus. The record is from RefSeq and is a predicted model, not a curated record. The transcript has 7 exons. The coding region runs from base 1 to 813 and encodes 270 amino acids.